GAACCGCAGCAAGAUGAACCAGAUCUUGGUGGUGAUUCUGCUGGCAAUUAGCUGCUGCUCAUUGUCCGUGUUUUGCAUUGAGGUGCAGACCGACUUGGGACGCGUGCGGGGUGCCACACUCACCUCCAGAUUGGGUGUGCCCUUCCACGCCUUUCGUGGCAUACGCUAUGCAGAGCCGCCGUUGGGUGCUCUGCGUUUCCUCAACCCCAAGCCCGUGAAGCCUUGGUCGCCGAGUGUCUUUGAUGCGACGGAGGAUGGACCGAUGUGCCCCCAGCCGUGGGACAAUCUGACAGACGUCUCCGAGGACUGUCUGCGCCUCAAUGUGUACACAAAGUGUGUGCAGAGUCGCAAGCCAGUGAUUGUGUUCCUUCAUCCCGGCGGCUUCUAUGCGUUCUCGGGUCAGAGCAAGUAUCUGGCCGGCCCGGAGCCUCUGAUGGACAGAGAUUGCGUGCUGGUGUCAAUAAACUAUCGACUGGGCAGCCUGGGCUUCCUGGCCACCGGCACUGCCGACGCACCCGGCAAUGCCGGACUCAAGGAUCAAGUGCUGGCCCUACGCUGGAUCCAACGGCACAUCCAUCGCUUCGGUGGCGAUCCCCAACAGGUGACACUGCUGGGCUACAGUGUGGGAAGCAUCAGCAUUGGACUGCACAUGCUGUCGCCCAUGUCGCGUGGUCUCUUCCAUCGUGGCAUCUGCAUGAGUGGCUCGCCCUAUGGCCAGUCAAAGUACCAGCGCACAGACCUGCAGCUGGCGCAGCGGCAGGCGAGGCUACUGAAGUGUCCGCAGGAGCCGGCAAGGCAGCUGGUGGAUUGCCUGAGGCGGAAGCCCGCCCUGGAUUAUGUGAACACGUCCAAAGGCAUGUUUGAGUACGGCGGGACUCCUGUGCUCAACUGGCAAGUGGUGAUCGAGCAGGACUUUGGGCAGGAGCGUUUCCUCGUGGAGGAUCCCUACACGACCGCCCUGAGGGGGGACUUCUACAAGGUGCCCCUCAUCACGGGCAUUACCGAGUUUGAGUUUCUAUUCGCGGCAUUCUUUGACUUGAAUGACGCGAGCAUCAUUGGCAACUACAACCGAGACUGGGAGCACUAUGCACCGAUUCCACUGCUGUACGAGCGUGACACGGACCACUCACGUGCCGCCAGUCGCGUGCUGCGUGAGAAGUAUUUGGGCAAUGUCCAGAAAUUGGAGUAUCCACAGUCCCUCAAGGGCUGGGGCGAACUCUACAGCGAUGCUCUGAUUGGUGUGGCCUUCAAUCGCUUUGUGCGCUUGAUGGCGCCACACACACCCGUCUAUGUGUACUUGUUUCGGUAUAAGGGCAGAUACAGCUUCUUCAGAAAUCAUGAAGCAACGGGACCUGUGCAUCAUGAUGAACUCAUUUAUCUGUUCCAUUUCUCGCUGGUGGGUCCUCUGCUCAAGCGCGAGGAUCCCGAGAAUCAAACGAUCGAGCGCCUCACACGCAUGUGGACGCAGUUUGCCGCCAAGGGGGAUCCCCACAACAAGACCGAUGAGUACCUAAAAGAUCUGCACUGGCCACUGUAUAAUUGUAGGGAAAACAACUUCCUUGAAAUCGAUACUCAGCUGACGGCCAAAACUGGUGGCUUUCAUUUGGAGAGAUAUCAGGUGUGGGACGAGCUGUUCCCCAUGCCUACUUCGUAGGGCAUGUAAAAUGUAUAUAAAGGGUAUAUAAAAGGGCAUUUAAAGGGCAUUUAAAGGGUAUUUAACACAUGUUAUAGAUGCAUAAAGGGUUAUAAAGCAAUUUGUAUACUCAAAUUAAAUAUGCAACACGCUUAUA
This is a messenger RNA of Drosophila guanche, 1790 nucleotides long. Its product is annotated as venom carboxylesterase-6. The transcript is spliced from 4 exons. The record is from RefSeq and is a predicted model, not a curated record. The coding region runs from base 14 to 1654 and encodes 546 amino acids. NCBI's taxonomy places the organism in Eukaryota, Metazoa, Arthropoda, Insecta, Diptera, Drosophilidae.